GUUAGUGUUUUUUUUUUGGAAUUACUCAUAUUUUUGGAUGGUAAUUUUGGUUGGUGAAAGAGGGAAUGACAAAGUCCAAGCGAACAUGUGUCUCUGUUUGAGAAAAUCUCUGGGAAAGAAAGACCAAUUGAGAGCCCUCAAUUUUCUUUCCAUUUCAGCAAUUAUUCUCCAUUUCAGGGAGGAAAACAAAACUCCCAAGACAAGGAAAUGACAACCUAUGGCACAAUCCCAACCUCAUCGGACAACGGUUUGCAACACCGCCACAUUGUCAGAUCGGGCUUCCUUUCCAGCCACCGUCCGUGGCGGGAGAUGGCGGUCCCCAUCUCCCCGCCAGGGAGCAUCUCGGCCGCUCUCUCCCGAAUCAAAGCGAACGUCUCCUACUUUUACACAAACUACGCCAUUGUCGUGCUCUGCGCGAUCUUUUUGAGCCUGCUAUGGCGGCCGGUGUCCCUCAUCGCCUUCACCUCCAUGAUGGUCGCCUGGCUCUACCUCUACUUCCUCCGGGAUGAGCCGUUGGUGAUUGCGGGCUACGCGGUCAAUGAACGGGCAGUCUUGAUCGUGCUGUCGAUAUUCACGACUGCAUUGUUGCUCGCCACCGCCACAGUGAAUGUCGUGGCGGCACUUGCUGUGGGUGCAGUGGCGGUGCUGAUGCACGGGGUGUUUUCCGGCGGUCUGGAGCCGGAAAUGGAUACCGAGCAAGGCGGGGCCGGUGGUUCUGGGUUGCCUAGUAAGAAGGGAUUGGUGAUCAUGAGGAAGAUGUGUCCGAAUUUCGACAGGGAAGAGGGGCUGGAGACGGUGUUGGAGGUGCCGAUACCGGAGGAGAUGUUCGCGAGCAUGGGGAACAACGUGGCCGUCCGGUGGCAGAACAUGUCGACGUGGAUGAAAGCUCAGACGUCGGACAAGUGGUCGUCGCCGGUGAUCGUCGCCCGCUACAACGAGAUGAGCUUCCUCCUCUACACCUUGGGGUCCCCUCUGAUCCCUCUCCAACUCCAUCUCGACCCCUCCGUCCCUCGCCCCAUCAAAAAUUCUCCCAUUGAGGCGUCGACGGCGAAGUACAUAAUAACGCAGUACAUAGCGGCGAUCGGAGGGCAGGCGGUGAUGAACGCGGUGCGGAGCAUGUGCAUCGUGGGGCACAUAAAGAUCGGGACGUCGGACUUCCACCAGGGGGACCAGAGCGUCGUCAAGGCGCGGGGCAGCGAGGAGAGGGGGGGCUUCUUCCUCUGGCACAAGAACCCCGACCUCUGGUGCCUCGAGCUCCUCAUCUCCGGCUGCAAGCUCAUCUCCGGCAGCAACGGCAGGGUCGCCUGGCGGCAGUCCUCCAACCAGCAGAGGCCCAUCGCCAGGGGCAUCCCCCGGCCCCUCCGCAGGUUCCUGCAGGGCCUCGACCCCAGGUCCGUAGCCAACCUCUUCAUCGGGGCCGUCUGCAUCGGGGAGAAGAUAAUCAACGGCGAGGACUGCUUCAUCCUCAAGCUGGAGACGGCCCAGUCAGACUUGGAGGCCCAGAGCGGGCCCGGCGGCUUCGAGAUCAUCCACCACACCAUCUGGGGGUAUUUCAGUCAGAGGUCCGGGCUGCUCGUGAAGUUCGAGGAUUCCAGGCUGCUGACGGUGAAGUCGAGCAGGGAGGAGGAAGGGGUGUUUUGGGAAACGAGCAAUGAGUCGGUGAUAGAGGACUACAGGUACGUGGACGGGGUCAAUGUGGCCCACGGCGGGAGGACCUUCGUCACGGUGUUUCGGUACGGGGAGCAGUCGGCCAACCACAAGAGGGAGCUCCAAGAAACUUGGAAGAUUGAGGACGUUGACUUCAACGUCGAUGGUUUGACUGAUGAGUUCUUCAUGCCUCCUUCCGAUCGAAUUUGAUGACCUGAUGUUAACAAAUUACUCCCUUAGUGCUAUAAAUUUUUCUUCAUUUUUAAGGGAGUGAACUUUUACACUUUGACUUUCAAUUAUACCAUCCCCUUAAAAAACCUUGUUGUUCACUGUAUUAAAAGAAAAAACUGGACCACAC
This is a messenger RNA of Cuscuta campestris, 2005 nucleotides long. The record is from the annotation of a GenBank genome assembly. NCBI's taxonomy places the organism in Eukaryota, Viridiplantae, Streptophyta, Magnoliopsida, Solanales, Convolvulaceae.